CCAUUAACAGUUAACGGCAAAAUAUGGCAGGUUUGGUUGUUGCAUGGACGCCAAAUAUGCCAUGCUUGCCUGUCCACCUCAGGAAGGAUCAAAAUUCAGAACUCUGAUCCCCUGCAGACGCGCCCCACUACACCCGUACCCAUCAGGAAACAUCAGACCCAAUCAGACUGCAAAACCUCAGAAUCAAUCGUUGUCAAAACCCUAAACCCCCUUUUGACUCUGGUGCGAGCGACCGCAGGCCACAAUUCCUCCUCGUAUCGUCUUCGUUGUCACUGAAAUGGCUCUGACUCACACUCGCUCACUCGUAUAUAUACUGGAUGUCCUUAUCUUUCAACACUUUCUCUGCCUCUCUCUCUCUCGUUUGCUCUCGUUUGCUCUCUCUGUUCUCUCUGUCUCGUUUGCUCUCUCUGUUUCUCUCUGUCUCAUUUGCUCUCUCUUUCUCCCUCACUCUUUGUGUUGCUUCAAUGGCUUCAAUGGCUUACGAGCACUGCUUCUUCUGCAAGGCUGAGAUUGCUGAGUUCAUUACUGGCUGGCCGCUGAAAGAUGGCUCUUUCGCUAAGCUCUGCGGGAAAUGCGGUUAUGCUUAUAUACAUGAUAAGUUUUGUGAAACUUUUCACUCCAAGUCUGAUGGAUGGAGACGCUGUGAUGGCUGCAAGAAGCGACUCCACUGUGGAUGCAUUAUGUCAUGCCACAUAUACACAGAAUUGGACUAUGGAGGUGUAGGUUGCAGUAAAUGCUUAUUGCGAAGUAAAAAAUCUAUGGAGUCAGGUGAAGUGAUAAGUGAUGUUUGUGUUUUUAUGACUUGUAAAUUAUCUGUGGAAAUUUGAAAAUUAAUAUGUUCUAAAGCUUUUUUAUAUAAACUCAGAUGCUUUGUGUCAAUAUAUGGUUUGUGUGGUGUUUCCCUUGUUAAAAAAAAGAGUGCUGGAUGCUUGAGGGGACAACAUGUGUAUCCACCCACAUCUGGUGCUCAUUUGGAAACUUAUGAAAUAACUCAACUACUUUACCUUAGAAGUCUUGAAGUUGGGACUGUGUCAUUCUUUUUCUUAAUCGUUAUAGAUUGUUAUUUUUAGCAUGUUUGGUUUGCUGCAUGCUAAAAGCCAUACAUCGUCAACUUUCAAAUAUAUGCAUGUGUGUAGAUUCUCAGAAUUGUGUUUAUUAGACACCUCAUUCCCAUGUU
Molecule: messenger RNA, 1177 nt
Organism: Prunus avium (sweet cherry)
Lineage: Eukaryota; Viridiplantae; Streptophyta; Magnoliopsida; Rosales; Rosaceae
Source: RefSeq, a predicted model, not a curated record